Molecule: messenger RNA, 711 nt
Organism: Guillardia theta CCMP2712
Lineage: Eukaryota; Cryptophyceae; Pyrenomonadales; Geminigeraceae
Exons: 3
Coding region: 1-711 (236 amino acids)
Source: RefSeq, a predicted model, not a curated record
AUGUCUGAUGAUGGAAAUAAGCUGUUUGAAUCUUGCGCAAAUGAAGUUCAAGGAAACGAAACUGGAGAGAACAAGAACGAUGUCGAUGAUUUACAAAAACCUGCAAGAUGCGUCGAUUGUCAAGAAUUCUAUGCCUCUGUGGACAACCGAUGCAGCCUCUGCGCGAAGAAACAUUGCGAUUCGGCCCCUCAAGAAGACAAGGAAGCAGAGGCUAUCAGCGCUGUAGGGUUGGAUGACCCCAAUGUGAUUGCCGGAUCAGCUGUCGUAGGGGCUGGCAUCGGCCUCUUAGCAGGAGGAGGAUUGAUGGCUGUUGCAGGAGCUGGUAUCGGCGCGCUUGCUGCCUCUCGCAAGGGAUACUGGGGUGAUCAAAGCCGUGCAGCUGGUAAGCACGUCGUAAACGCUGCCAAGGCUGCCAAGGAUGUCGGAGACAAAUGGAAGAUAGCUGAGAAGGCCAACGCUGUUGCAAGCGAUGCCAACAAGAGGAUACAGGAUGCCAAGUUGAAAGACAAGAUGGAUAAUGCCGUCAGAAGGACGGACGAGUUCUUAACUGCAUCAGCGAGAAGAGCAGAUGAAUUGAUGGUGACUGCAAGGCCAAAGAUCAACCGGUGGUAUGAAAGAGCAAGACAGGUUGCUGCAGAAGUCAGCAACAGUGCACAGAGUAUUGUCAACAGCAAGAAGAAGCCUCAUACGGAAGAAGUGACGGAAGUCUAG